CUCCGAUUCACUUUUGGAGGAUCCAAGCCGCCGAUCGGAUCAGACCUGACAGCUGUGCAGAGCCUGUGAGGACAGGAUGUCAGGCCAGGUGGCCAUGUGUGACAGGAGUUCUAGACGGGUCAUCCCGGAACCUGAGGCCAGGGGCACAGAGAAACCCCCACCAGCGCGGCUGUCCCGGGUGAACGGCUGGUCUCUGCCCCUGCACGUGUUCCAGGGCGUCGCCUGGAUCACCUUCACACUCAUGGCCGUGGCCUGCUUUGGCAUUUUUAUCCCUUUGUUGUCACAGAGCUGGAAGUACACGGCCUACUGCGUGGCCGGUGGGAUCUUCCUGGUCCACCUCGUGGCCCACCUGAUGGCAGUGUCCAUCGACCCUGCGGAACUGAACGUGCGACUCCGGGGCUAUUUGAAGCCACUGCCAGUUUUUGACCGCUCUAAGCACGAUCAUGUGAUCGAGGACCUGUACUGUCAUCUGUGCCAGAUCAAAGUGAACAAGCACACUAAGCACUGUAGGACCUGCAACAAGUGCGUCGCAGGGUUUGACCAUCACUGCGAUUGGCUUAACAACUGCGUGGGCAGUAGAAAUUACUGGUACUUUUUCUGCUCUGUGUUGUCCGCCUUGGCCGCCCUGCUCUUCCUCAUGGUCAUCAUGCUGUACAUCUUUACAAAGCAGAUCAUGGACCCCAGGAGUCUCCGCACUGACCGCCAUUACAAAGAGGUAGAGGACGGCACGUGGCUGCUUUUCCUCCCUGUGUCUCCCGUGCGUGUGAAGACCCCAGUGAUGCUGUGCAUCGGGGUGGCUGUGCUGCUGCUGAGCCUCAGCAUCAUCUCGGCACUGGGGCGCCUGUUCGUCUUCCACGUCUACCUGAUUGCAAAGAAGAUGAGCACGCGUGACUUCAUAGCACAGGGCCAGCUGCCACAGUGUCCCAAGGCAGCAUGCAGGAGCAAUCCGGCUGUGGACCUGGAGGCGGGGCCUGAGCAGAUCCAGGCCCAGGCCACUGCAGCCACCGAUCUCCUGGAGCUCCACUUCCAGCAGCAGCACAGAGAGCUCCUUGUGCCUAAAGCUCACGUGUGCUUUCCUUCCCCGUCCCAUCUCAGCAGUGUGCGGCGCAAGGAGUUCCGGCUGCCUCCCAAGACCCCAGGCCAGCACUCCCCGGCCACCAGGGGCCCCAAGCUGUCCUCCCUGAUCAGGCCUGACGGCCCCAGGACCACGUUCCGUGGAUCCACGCCCAGGCCGCUGCAGCCACCGAUCUCCUGGAGCUCCACUUCCAGCAGCAGCACAGAGAGUUCCUCGUGCCUGAAGGCCCCAGACCACGACGAGCAAGACCCAGGACGGCCCACCGCGGAAGGCCGCGCUGAGAAGGAAGGGCUGGCUUCAGAUUGGGACGAGCACCAGAUAACACUGAAAUUAAAAAUGCUUGAUGGACAGAGUCCCGGAGCGGAUUGGAUCGGCACAAGAACUGGAGAAAUGCAAGCUGAGGAGGGGACCGAGGGCCCGGCUUGA
Messenger RNA from Lepus europaeus (European hare), 1501 nucleotides. RefSeq names its product palmitoyltransferase ZDHHC11-like. Bases 77 to 1501 code for a protein of 474 amino acids. Gene Ontology annotation, molecular function: protein-cysteine S-palmitoyltransferase activity. Gene Ontology annotation, biological process: protein targeting to membrane; peptidyl-L-cysteine S-palmitoylation. Gene Ontology annotation, cellular component: Golgi apparatus; endoplasmic reticulum. The record is from RefSeq and is a predicted model, not a curated record. NCBI's taxonomy places the organism in Eukaryota, Metazoa, Chordata, Mammalia, Lagomorpha, Leporidae. The transcript is spliced from 13 exons.